CAUCUCUUGGAAGUGCAGAGGGGAAUGUUGCUGCAAACAAGAAUAUUGAGGCUAGUGAAACCCACAUUGAUGUACGUAAUUUUUCCUCUGGCGUUAAUUCCUCGCCAACUUCUUCGGUCCCCAGCAAGUCCUCUUAUGUUCCAAUGGAGCGACAAACCUCCGCACAAUCUCACUCACCUCGUCAAGGUACCCGUGGGCACCUGUUGGAAGUUGAAGCUACUCCUAUCCACUGUUCAGGAGCAGAGCAACUUAAACCAAGUUUGGAACUCAAGCAAACAGUCAUUUCUCUCCCAUCUGAUGUACGGAAACCAACAAUGCCCACUGAUGAUGAUGAUCUGCCUGAAUUUGACUUCAAUACUGCAUGUGGGAUUUCUCUAACUCUAAGGAGCAAGCCUUUGGAUGCUGCUAUGCUUGGCAAACAACUUCCAGAUGAAGGAAUUAAGAAUAUUAAUGCAUCAGGACCGCCAAGUAUGCCUGUUGUACAGUCGAUUCCUGUUUCCAGACAAAGAUUGGAUAGUUCUAUUCUUUCCAGGAUUCCUUCAGUUACCAGCCAAGGAAUGCCUCCACCGAAAGGGGUUAGUGAGCGUGAGUCCCAGAUCCCUGCUUUCCGCAAUUUGCAAGACAAUGUGGGUGUCCAAAGCAAAGUGACUCCAACAUCAGUAAGUGCUGCUGCAUUGGCCUCAUCAAAGGAUUCAUUUAAUGAAUUGCCUCAGAAGAAGAAUCUUUUCGAUGAUGAUGAUGACAUGCCUGAAUGGUGCCCCCCAGACCCCCACAAGAUAUCACUGGGAGAAGAAAUCAAACCAUCAGCAGCUUUUUCCUCUGAAAUAUCCAUCUCAGUUUUCCAAAACAUAUCUCCAGGCCCUCGACGACCUCUACUCUCAUCUCCAUCCACAACUGCAACACGUCCACCAUUUUCCUCCCAAGCAUUCCCUCGUGCAUUUCAUUGUCCAACAUCGACAAAUAUGAAGGCACCACAACACAAACCGUUUCCAAGUGGUCCGAAUCUGUUAAUGAGGUUCAAUUCUAAACCACUCUUUAGGCCUCUUUCCAGUUCAGCUGAUGUCAAACUUCCAUCCCAACCUUCUGGUAGAAGAGGUUGGAGGCCUUGAUACGAAGAUUGGGAAACAAGUUCUCAAACGACCUUGAAUUUGUUUGGAACUGUUCUGACAUCGUAGGAACGCUGCUUCGUAGAGAUCGACUACGAAGUAAUGUUCCCAGUAGAAAGCUCAAGUUGUAUAUAAUUUUAGGAAUUUGAUAGCAGGUUCACAUCAUGGUCUGAGGUUUGCUAUAGUAGUUGUUUCUUAGGUCUUCAUUAUUGUUACAAUACUCUGUUCAAAGUUGGAAAAACAAGUGUUUUAUAUCAUG
Ilex paraguariensis (yerba mate) is the source of this 1365-nucleotide messenger RNA. NCBI's taxonomy places the organism in Eukaryota, Viridiplantae, Streptophyta, Magnoliopsida, Aquifoliales, Aquifoliaceae. The record is from the annotation of a GenBank genome assembly.